AUGCCGGGCCUCACCAUCACGACCGGUGCCCGCCCGGCACCUGCCGCGACGCGGGGCACAACCUCAAGCGCGGGCGCGAACGCAGGCGCGACGGGCGCAAGCACCACAAACCAUCAGCGGCGAACGUCAUCGCCAGCGCGGCCUCCAGUUAGCCCAAUCACCCCAACACUAGGGCCAAGGCAGGUGUCUAGCAGUCCGCCCAACAACAACAACAACAACAACACCACCACCAAUACCAUCCCCGACUUCGCCCUGGGACGACCGACCUUUACGCACACGACGCAACCCGAUCAGAUUGGCACCGUGCCCCCUCCCGCGCAGCCCAUCAACUUUGACGAGAACCCGGACGUGCUGGCUCUCAAGAGCGCCAUCUCCAUCCUGCAGCUGCAGCGGGCGCGCGCGACGGCCGACAUCCAGUCGCUGAGCCGCGCCAAGGCCGCCGCCCUCGCCGACCCGGCCGCUUUCGUUGCCGAUCUGGUUGCGGGGAGGGUAGGCACAGAGCGGGGUGGUGAGACGCUACUACUCGGGGGGAGGAGGGCAGCAGAAGACGGGCUGGCAGAAGGAGAAGAGGAGGAGGAGAGCGAUGAAGACGAAGACGAAGACGAAGACGAUGAUGAGAAUGAUGAUGAUGAUGCCGAUGCCGACGACGACGAGCAAGGCUCAACAACACCCCGUUCACGAUCCGGGAGACGAGUGCCGGGAAGGAUGGGGAAGGGUGAAAUUGACGGCACAGACCGCGAGAUGUCCACAACGGACGGCGCCGGGGGGAGGAGGAGGCGGACCACACACAAACGCAAGGACACUUCUGCUGCCGCUGCCGGUCCGGCGGACUGGCGCAAACUGCCCAGGCCCCAGAACGUGGUACGCUGCCCGCCCAUCAACUGGGCGCAGUACGGCGUCGUGGGCGAGUCCCUCGACAAGUUACACGCGGAGCAGCUAGCGGCGCCGACGCCGGGGGCGCCCCUGGUUCUCGGCCCGGGUGGCACCUACGAGCCUGGGCUCGCCGACCAAAAUCAGCUUGCUGGUGCUGCCGGUGGGGAGCCGCCACGGCGAUUAGUUGGCAUUGCAGCCCCGUAUACCCCAGGGAAGGAUAAGCUAGAGAAGAAGGGUAAAAGUGGCAAACGCUGA
This is a messenger RNA of Canariomyces notabilis, 1128 nucleotides long. RefSeq lists its product as uncharacterized. The record is from RefSeq and is a predicted model, not a curated record. Lineage: Eukaryota; Fungi; Ascomycota; Sordariomycetes; Sordariales; Chaetomiaceae. Bases 1 to 1128 code for a protein of 375 amino acids. The transcript has a single exon.